Molecule: messenger RNA, 4448 nt
Organism: Gadus macrocephalus (Pacific cod)
Lineage: Eukaryota; Metazoa; Chordata; Actinopteri; Gadiformes; Gadidae
Product: high-affinity choline transporter 1-like
Exons: 9
Coding region: 252-2012 (586 amino acids)
Biological process (GO): acetylcholine biosynthetic process; synaptic transmission, cholinergic; neuromuscular synaptic transmission
Cellular component (GO): axon; synapse; plasma membrane
Molecular function (GO): choline:sodium symporter activity
Source: RefSeq, a predicted model, not a curated record
GCUCCAGCGCUGUGACCAGGCGCUCUGGUUGAUUCUGGUGACGGUGAUCACUUCUAAACAAGAAAAGAGACUUACCGAGUGUUUCGAACCCCGGUUAUCUUCCUUAAUAUUUUAGUAUUUAAAAUAAACAUAGAGCUAUAAAUAUAUUGUUCCUUUUUUGGAUAUCCAACCCCAAGCCAUACUGUUUGAAGGGUCAUUUCUACAAAGGUUUGGAUUCUCCUGCGCACAGAACUUAGUUUUUGGGUUGCGUUAUGGCCAUCCACGCAGAGGGCAUCGUGGCCAUCGUGAUCUUCUAUCUGCUCAUUCUCUGCGUGGGCAUCUGGGCAGCCUGGAAGAACAAAGACUCCGGGGUUGGAGAAGGCUCGGACCGCAGUGAGAUCAUCAUGGUCGGCGGGAGAGACAUUGGGCUUUUCGUGGGAGGUUUCACCAUGACUGCCACUUGGGUCGGCGGAGGAUACAUCAACGGCACGGCGGAGUACGUGUACCUGCCAGACUUCGGUCUGGCUUGGGCGCAGGCUCCGUUUGGUUACGCGAUGAGCUUGGUUGUGGGUGGCCUGUUCUUCGCCAAACCAAUGCGCUCCCGUGGAUACGUCACCAUGCUCGAUCCCUUCCAGCAAAUAUACGGCAAAAGAAUGGGAGGCUUGCUCUUUAUUCCUGCGUUGAUGGGGGAAAUAUUUUGGUCUGCUGCCAUUUUGUCUGCACUGGGGGCUACCUUGAGUGUCAUCGUGGACAUUGACAUCAACAUGUCCGUCAUCAUCUCCGCCAUGAUCGCCAUCUUCUACACCUUGGUGGGAGGUCUCUACUCAGUGGCCUACACAGACGUGGUGCAGCUCUUCUGUAUCUUUUUGGGACUGUGGAUCAGUGUGCCUUUUGCACUGGCAAAUCCUGCCGUAGCAGAUAUUGGUGUAUCAGCCAAAAAGGCGAUUUACCAGACAGCCUGGCUUGGCAAAAUUGAACCAGAGGACGCAUGGCUGUGGGCGGACAACUUCUUUCUGCUGAUGUUGGGGGGGAUUCCCUGGCAGGUGUAUUUUCAACGGGUUCUGUCUGCCUCUUCAGCUACCUAUGCACAGGUGCUGUCAUUCCUUGCCGCCUUCGGAUGCCUGGUCAUGGCUGUGCCAUCUGUCCUGAUAGGAGCAAUUGGCGCCUCCACAGAUUGGAACCAGACCUCAUAUGGGGCCAUCCCUCCAAAAGAUAAGGAUCAGUCAGACAUGAUCCUUCCAAUUGUUCUCCAGCACCUCUGCCCAUCCUACAUUUCCUUCUUCGGGCUGGGUGCAGUGUCUGCGGCUGUAAUGUCCUCUGCCGACUCAUCGAUUCUCUCGGCCAGCUCUAUGUUUGCGAGGAACAUCUAUCACCUGGCUUUCCGACAGUCGGCGUCAGAUCGGGAGAUUGUUUGGGUGAUGCGCAUCACUAUCUUUGUUUUUGGAAGUUUAGCCACUGCUAUGGCACUGCUGACCGGAACAGUGUAUGGCUUGUGGUACCUGAGCUCAGACCUGGUGUACGUUAUCAUAUUCCCACAGCUCAUCUGUGUGCUCUUCAUCAAAGGUACCAAUACGUACGGCUCCGUGGCCGGCUAUGUCUUUGGCCUGUUGCUACGCAUUGGGGGCGGGGAACCCUACCUCAAACUCCCACCUUUCAUCUACUACCCCGGCUGGGUGGCCCAGGAGAAGAUCCACCACCUCACCGGUGAUGUAGAACACUAUGUCCAGCAGAGAUUCCCGUUCAAGUCCAUAUCCAUGUUGGCAUCAUUCGUGGCCAACGUAGCAUUCUCCUAUCUGACCAAGUAUCUCUUUGAGAGCGGAACGGUUUCGCAUAAGUAUGACUUUCUGGACGCUGUACACAGCAAAGAGGUCAUGGACAAGACCACGCUGGUUGGGAACCAGGACAACAUUAUCCUUUCAGAGUUGGCGCCGGUCAGACAGGCCCUCGGAGGCGCUCUUGCGGGGACUUUCACCAACACUGACGUACUAAGCGAUGACGGAGAGUCCAGUGGGGAAUCAUUGCACAACGAAUAAUAGAAGGAAACGAGCGGAAACAUGGUUGGAGGCAUAAGCAUCCAUUUUCAAAACUCACAAAGGUCACUUAGGGUAGGCACGCUGAGAAGGAUCUGCUUCGUCUUCAAACCAACUCUACAAGUGUGUAUCAUGCCGAGUAUGUGGUGCUUCCCUGUUCCUUCUGUUCUUGCUCUGCUGGGGAGAGCUGGUGUCACUAGGAACCAGACUUUUAAAUCAUGAAAAUCGUACAAGUCCAUGCACCCAUUUGAAUUCAAUCAAAUUCAUCUCUUAAAUAUACUACUGCCACAAAUUAUUUUAAAGUGCUUCUACAGUGAAUGCAGGCAGGAACAGAUAUAAAGAAGAAACAAAGUGCAAUAUCAAAACAUGUCUUUAGGUUAAGGUGUAAUUGUUUUGUGUGUUUAUGGGUAUGCAUCUGCCUCUGAUGAUACCCUGAUGAUCAAUGGAGGAUAGUAUGGUUAUAUAUAGAAUGUUAUUUUUUAAAGCCGCUGUAGGUAUGACUCUGGAGAUGUAAAGAGUGUGAGCAGAAAAAAAAUAACGUCCCUUCCUCCUUCCUAGGCUCCCUCGUUCCCUUCAUAUCUUUCAUUGUCAUUGAAAUGUGUUGGAUUUCAUGCACCUGUGAUUGACAGGCAAGACAGAUUCCCUGAUCCAAUCAGGAAAGAGAUGCCUUGAGUGGUCAGAAAUGGCUAUAUUUCUGAAUUGGAUGAUACAGAGGCAGUUAAAGUCAACUCGGAACAGAUAUUGUCACAGCGAAUUUUGAUUGCUGAAUAUCUUCUUUUUUUUUAAUGACACUCAAAUAAAAUCUCUUAUAUCUUACCUACAGCACCUUUAAUAGAGCAAUAAUGUUUCUUCUAUCUUUGUAAAUUGAUAUAUCGUGUUGAAUUAUCAGUGUUAGUUCCAUUUCCAGAUUGAUGAACGUCUGACCGUUUUUGUGUUGUACUGACAAAGCUAAAGAAAAUAACAGGUAUUUUUUCAGCAAAAGUUGUUUUCUUUCUUAUCACACUCUUUAUUUUUACUUAAUCUUUUAUUCAAGCUUGGUUUUAAUAUGCAAAGGUAUAUCAAUAACACAAGCGCUAAUAACUUACUCGCUUUAAUGACCCAGGUCACUGUUUGCUUCGUAAGUGUUAUUUUCACUCAAACUUGGAUGCCUGCCAAACAUACAAAUGUAAUGAUUCGUUUUUAUGUGACAAGGAAAUAGUUUGCACUCUUCGUAUUCUAGCGACAAUUGGGUAGUGUAUUGAAGGCACAAUAAAGUCAUCCCUAGCCUAUAUGGUAAAAAUAACACCAUGCAAAUGAUCAUUUGUGGCAUCAUUGUUAAUGUAACAGGACUUUUUGGUCAUGUUGCGAGAAGUUUGCUACAGGAUACGCACAGUUUGUCGGCUUCAGGAUAGGCUUGGGUUCAACAUGAUAGGCACUAUUAAAUUAUGCAGCCAUAUACACAUGUAUUAAUAUUGAAUUGGAAAUGGAUAACAACUGAAAAAUGAGUACCAAAAUAAGAUUUGAAAAUGGUCUCCCAGAUAUAAUCCUUGUGCAUGCAAGUAUUUGUGUGAUUAUCUUUACGUUCAUUUCUUUGUGAUUGUCUUGUUAAAUAGCAUUCCAUUUGGCAGUUGUUUGUUGACACCAAGUAGUGCAUACUAAACCAACAUUGGAAAACUAGUUUACCAAUGUGUUAAGUCAUCUGGAUCUGGACGUGAGUUGGGUAGGAUGAGCUUGUAAUGAGCGAGCUCAACCGCCAACCUACAGUGCUUUCCAUAGGCUGAUCAACCAGGAAAUAUGACUCCCCCUCAGUUGCAUAAAGCUAGAUCCUUAAAUCAGAGCGAGUUUUUUUGCCUGUCGUUGCAAAAACGUCUGCUUCAAUUGAACAAAGCAAUGUCACUCAAGCUUUACAUUACCAAAUUACUUGCGUCAAUUCAGUAAAUACAUUUGAUGCGUCAUUUACUUUCUUUUUUAUGCAUAUCUUUGUAUUCAUGAAUACUUUUAGGCAUUCAUUUUGGGUGGGACCUGGGACUUCGUGACCUGAAUCGUCAGCUCAGCAAUUUAUCCUCAAUAUUCACUCAACACGGAUUGAGAGACAAAGCAUGUUCAGGGUUACACUGGAAAAUGAUUAGCCCGUCUCUUUCUGUUACACUGUCCACUUCAGACCACCUCCAUUGCUGCCUACCUAUGUUUGGGAGGGGGCUGGAUCAGCCCGGCUGGUUAUGAUGGUAUGCAAGAUGUUUGUGUUGUUUCCACAUAAAGAAAAAAGAUCAAGUUCACUCGUUGGACUUAAAUGUGAAUGUAAACCUUUUACUUUGUCAGUAAGAGGACAUUAUGUGUGUGAUGCAAUUAGACGAAUUCACAAACUGAAUUGAAAAUGAAAAAAAAAAGUUAACUGUUGACCAAUAUUUGUGACUCUAUGUAAAAAAUAGCAUUGUAUUUUUCUGUGAUGUAUAAACUAAA